CCCACAUCAAAGUUCAGCUUUGAAUUCUUAGUCCUACAAAACGACUCAACGCAGCAUUUCCCCACAGCACAUGGUAAAGAUGUGGGUGAUCGCUGUCAUUUCUGCGGCCUGUCUGCUGGCCAGUCCAUCGCUGGCUGGAGUCAAAGAGCUCAGUAUUCACUUCAGUGACCCUGAUCCCAACCCCCGGGGCUUAGAACCAGGUGCUGCCGUGGACGUAGAGGCCAUUCCCUUGGACUACCACAAAGAAAACACCGUCACUAAUGACCUCAUUUUUGAUGGCUUUGAGGAUGAAGAUUAUAUUGAUUUUGAUAAGAUUCUGGCCGCUGGCAGUGAUGAUUACAUAGAGGGGGAUGAGAUUGAUGAGAUUGCCACACCAGCCCCAGACAUAGAUAUCUUUGCUGAACCUACUGACCCAAAGAUUCGCCGGGCUAGACUUCUGCGGCUCUUCCACGGUCGAUCUCGCCUCCAACGCAUCAACAUCGUGAAUGCCCGCUUUGGUUUUAACCUUUACCGAAGUCUUCGGAACGAUGUAAACCAGAGUGACAACAUCCUGCUAGCACCUGCUGGGAUCUCCAUCGCCAUGGGGAUGAUGGCUUUGGCGGCCGGGCCUGGAACUCACGAUCAGAUCUACAACGCUCUAGGAUUCGCCGAGUUCGUUAAUGCUAGCCAUCACUAUGACAACACGACGGUGCACAAGCUGUUCAGGAAACUGACGCACAGGCUCUUCAGGAGGAACUUUGGUUACACUCUCCGCUCUGUAAAUGAUGUCUACCUCAAAAAAGACGUCUCUGUGAAAGAAACCUUCCGUGCGGAGACAAAAGCUUUUUAUUUUGCAGAGCCACAGUCAGUAGACUUCAGAGAUCCUGCGUUCCUUAACAAGGCCAACCGUCGCAUACAAAAACUGACCAAAGGGCUGAUCAAAGAUCCACUUAAGAGUGUGGAUCCAAACAUGGUGCUGAUGCUACUUAACUACCUGUACUUCAAAGGAACGUGGGAACAGAAAUUCCCUAAAGAAAUGACUUACUACCGCGCCUUCAGAGUUAAUGAGAAGACAAACGUGCGCGUGCCGAUGAUGACCAACAAGGGGAACUAUCUAGCUGCUGCCGACCACGAACUGGACUGCGACAUCCUUCAACUCCCAUACACAGGAAACAUCAGCAUGCUCAUUGCCCUGCCGAGGAAAAUCACUGGCAUGAGGAACUUGGAGCAGGAGAUCUCACCGACUGUUGUCGACAAGUGGCUCAAAAACAUGACAAACAGGACUCGUGAGAUCACAUUACCCAAGUUUAAACUGGAGCAAAACUACGACCUGAUUGUAAAUUUGAAGGAGAUGGGCCUCACUGACAUAUUUCAGGAGACUGGAGAUUUUACUAGAAUGACCUCAGAAAAAGUUUCCAUGAACUGGCUGAAGCACCAGGGAACCAUAACGGUGAACGAGGAGGGGACUGAAGCUGCUGCUUUGACCCAAGUGGGCUUCAUGCCUCUCUCCUCUCAGAUCCGCUUCACCGUGGAUCAUCCCUUCCUCUUCCUGAUCUACGAGCAUCGCACAGAUUGCCUCGUGUUCAUGGGCCGAGUGGUCAACCCCACACAGAGCUAAACAGCUCAACUAUCUGUGGCAAGUUAAAGGUCUAGUUAUUCAAGUCCAGCUUAAGCGUUAUGGUACAUCACACACAGAAGUGUUUUUAAAGUUGAGGAAUCUUUUUGUGUAUUUAGAUAUUAAAAUGUUGAGUCUGUCAGAGACUCAUUGAAACAUUAUUAUUUGUCUGUUAAUGUUUUAUCAUUUGCAACAAGGCUAGUGGAGAACUUUGCUAAAGAAACAAAAACAUUAUGCAAUCAUUGUAAAUCUAAUUCUGUACUGAUCAUUUAAAAUAAAAUAACAGACAAAAAUUGUAUCAAUAAAACUAAAAUUUGCUA
Messenger RNA from Cololabis saira (Pacific saury), 1914 nucleotides. It is a transcript of the gene serpind1, whose product is annotated as serpin peptidase inhibitor, clade D (heparin cofactor), member 1. Lineage: Eukaryota; Metazoa; Chordata; Actinopteri; Beloniformes; Belonidae. The coding region runs from base 71 to 1597 and encodes 508 amino acids. Gene Ontology annotation, biological process: negative regulation of endopeptidase activity; blood coagulation. Gene Ontology annotation, molecular function: serine-type endopeptidase inhibitor activity. The transcript is spliced from 7 exons. The record is from RefSeq and is a predicted model, not a curated record.